GGCGAACAAGAUGCCGGGAAAGGGGUGGAAAUGCGGAGGCUGGUGCUCAAGGACUUUCUGGCCAGCGAGGAGAUGUACAUCAACCAGCUGGAGGCGCUGCUGUUGCCGAUGAAGCCGCUGAGGGCCACGGCCACCACCUCCCAGCCCGUCCUCACCAUCCAGCAGAUAGAGACCAUCUUCUACAAGAUCCAGGACAUCUACGAGAUCCACAAGGACUUCUACGACAGUCUCUGGCCCCACGUGCACAACUGGGACAGCGAGGUGGUCCUCGGGCACCUCUUCCAGAAGCUGGCUUCCCAGCUGGGGGUUUACAAAGCUUUUGUGGACAACUAUAAAAUUGCACUGGAGACAGCUGAAAAAUGCAGCCAAAAUAACAUUCAGUUCCAGAAAAUAUCAGAGGAGCUGAAAGUGAAGGGGACCCACAGUUUUGUCACCAUGGAAGCGUUGCUGUAUAAACCUAUAAAUCGCGUUACUCGAAGCACCAACGUGUUACACGAUCUGCUGAAGCACACGCCCUCAGACCACCCCGACUACCCGCUGCUCCAGGACGCCCUUCGGAUUUCCCAGAACUUCCUCUCCAGCAUCAAUGAGGACAUUGAUCCCCGCAGAACGGCCGUCACCACGCCCAAAGGAGAGACCCGUCAGCUGGUCAAAGAUGGCUUCUUGGUGGAGGUGGCCGAGGGCUCUCGCAAGCUGCGCCACGUUUUCCUCUUUACGGACGUGCUGCUCUGUGCCAAGUUGAAGAAAACGGGAGUGGGAAAACACCAACAGUAUGAGUGCAAGUGGUACAUCCCUUUGGCUGAGCUGGUCUUCCCAUCGUUGGAAGAGUCAGACCUGUGUCCGCACGUCCAGGCCAUGCCUGACCAUGAUCUGGAAGACAUGAAAAUCAAGAUUUCCUCGAUGAAGAGUGAAGUGCAGAAGGAGAAGGCCAACAAAGGCCAGAGCCGAGCCAUGGAGCGCCUCAAGAAGAAGAUGUUUGACAACGAGUUCUGGCUGCUGCUCAACUCGCCCUCCAUCCCCCUGCGGAUCCACAACCGCAACGGCAAGAGCUACCUGUUCCUUCUGUCCUCGGACUACGAGCGGUCGGAGUGGAGGGAGGCGAUCCAGAAGUUGCAGAAGAAAGAUCUCCAGACCUUUGUGCUGAGUUCUGUGGAACUGCAAUUUCUGAUGGGAUCCUGUUUCAAGCUACGGACUGUUCACAACAUUCCUCUCACCAGCAACGCAGAUGACGAUCAACCUCCAGGAAUGUGUGGGUUUUUGCACGUGAUCGUCCACUCGGUCAAGGGCUUCAAGCAAUCUGCCAACCUCUACUGUACCCUCGAAGUGGACUCCUUUGGGUACUUUGUGAGCAAGGCCAAAACGCGAGUUUUCCGGGACACCACUGAGCCGCAGUGGAACGAGGAAUUUGAGAUUGAGCUGGAAGGCUCGCAGUAUCUGCGCAUCCUCUGCUACGAGAAAUGCUUUGACAAGACCAAGGUGAACAAGGACAACAACGAAAUUGUGGACAGGAUCGUGGGCAAGUGGCAAGUCCAGCUGGACCCCCAGACAGUGCAGACCAAGAACUGGCACUUGGAUGUGAUUGAGAUGAAUGGGGUCAAAGUGGAAUUUUCCAUGAAAUUCACAAGCCGGGACAUGAGCCUCAAAAGAACCCCCUCCAAAAAGCAAACGGGGGUCUUUGGAGUCAAAAUCAGCGUGGUCACCAAGCGUGAGCGCUCCAAAAUACCAUAUGUCGUGCGCCAGUGUGUGGAGGAAGUAGAGAAACGGGGCAUUGAUGAAGUCGGCAUCUACAGGAUCUCAGGGGUGGCCACCGACAUCCAGGCCUUGAAAGCCGCCUUUGAUUCCAACAGCAAAGAUAUCCUGGUGAUGCUGAGCGACAUGGAUAUCAACGCCAUCGCGGGGACCCUGAAGCUGUACUUCCGCGAACUCCCUGAACCUCUCCUUACUGACCGGCUUUAUCCAACUUUUAUGCAAGGCAUCGCGCUUUCGGACCCCUCGGCCAAGGAAAACUGCAUGCUGCACCUUCUACGUUCCCUUCCCGACCCCAACCUCAUCACAUUCCUCUUUCUGCUGGAACACUUGAAACGGGUUGCCGAGAAGGAGUCCAUCAACAAAAUGUCCCUGCACAAUCUGGCCACUGUGUUUGGCCCGACGUUGUUGAGACCUUCUGAAGCGGAGAGCAAAGGGCAUCUCAGUCUGGCCUCGGACAUCUGGUCUCACGAUGUUAUGGCGCAGGUCCAGGUGCUGCUAUACUAUUUGCAGCAUCCGCCCGUCUCCUUUGCCGAGCUCAAACACAACGCACUCUACUUAUCCACGGAUGUGUAG
Python bivittatus (Burmese python) is the source of this 2322-nucleotide messenger RNA. The record is from RefSeq and is a predicted model, not a curated record. NCBI's taxonomy places the organism in Eukaryota, Metazoa, Chordata, Lepidosauria, Squamata, Pythonidae.